UGCGUUUGCUUUUCACAACAAAAGCCGCCCACUGAGAGUUCUGCUUUUUUUGGAAUGAAAACAUGGGGGUUUUCUGAGCAAUCUUUCAAAUUAUUAGGACAUGUAAACAGCUUAAAAUCGGCAUUCCAGCGGUGUAAUUGAUCUGCGCAUAUGCCAGAACCGGGUAGCGCGAGUGAAGUGAUUGCGGAAAACUGCAAAGCGGCCAUGCUACGGAGAAGCAGGAACAGCCAAGCUCCGCACUACGUGUGGAGCGACAUCCGACGAGACAUUGACGCCGUGGUACUGGUGAAUGACAGAGAAGAGUGGGGCGACGAACACACACAGAUCAGCGACUCGGACUCAGAAGUGGAUUACCUGGCCGUCACCCCGGAGGUGACAGACGUUGUGUCCGACACGGUGCCUGUGACAGGGGAGUCCUACUGUCACUGUGACGCCCAGGAGGAAACAAGCCCUGGGGCUCUGCUGCAGGGCUUCCAGCCCCUCAACGACUGCCUGUGUGGAGAGGAGGACAAGGGUUUUGACUGGGUGUGGGACGAGGGCGUUAAGUCCAAUGCAGCGCUCCUGAGCUGUGACAACCGCAAGGUGAGCUUCCACUCUGAGUACAGCUGUGGCACAGCCGCCAUCCGUGGCACCAAGGAGCUGACAGAUGGACAGCACUUCUGGGAGAUCAAGAUGACGUCACCCGUCUAUGGCACAGACAUGAUGGUGGGCAUCGGGACCGCUGAGGUCAACCUGGACAAGUUCCAACACAGUUUUUGCAGUAUGCUGGGGAUGGACGAGGACAGCUGGGGACUUUCCUACACAGGUAUGCUUCAGCACAAAGGGGACAAGGUGAAUUUCUCGUCCCGUUUUGGCCAAGGCUCCAUCAUAGGGCUGCACUUUGACACGUGGCAUGGAACCCUUACCUUCUAUAAGAACCGCCGACGUAUAGGUGUGGCCGCCACCAGGCUGCAGAAUAAGAAGUUCUACCCUGUGGUGUGCUCCACUGCAGCCAAGAGCAGUAUGAAGGUGAUUCGGGCCUGCUACACCCCCACCUCCCUGCAGUACCUCUCUUGCUCUCGCUUGCGCCAGCAGUGGCCCGACUGCCCUGACAUCCUGAACGUGCUGCCCCUGCCCCCGGGCCUGCGCAACCUCCUCCACAACCAGCUUGGCUGGGUGUUCACCCUCAACAACGGUGCCCCCGAGCAGUCUGAGGACUUGAUGGAGGACUUGAAUGAAGACUUCGUUGAUGACUUUGCAGUGGAGUUGCCUGAUGACUUGCCUGAUGACUUGCCUGAGGAGCCUAGUCCAUGCCCGAGCCCCUGUCUCAGCCAGGUGUCCACCCUAAGUGCCUGCUCCUUCCCUAGCCCUGUACCCAACCAUGCCAAUGCCCCUGCCUCCUCUCGCCCAGUUCCCAGCCCUGCUUCUCCCUGUCUGCCCACCCUUCCAGGGAGCAACUCAGACAGUGAGGACAUUACUUUUCUUUUCAAAUAUCCACUCAGAAAUGUUAGAUAAAGUUGGCACUUUAUCUAUUCUGAACCUUUCUAUAAAUGCCAUUACCAUCUACUGGUGGAAAAGUUCACAAGAGUGAAAGAGUUUUAUCUUAGCUCAGAUUUCGAAGCACUUUAAGACUUUCAGAGUGGAAUGCUCUCACCCUCGAGACUGUCCUUCCAAACUCUCCCCAGUUUGCCUGGCUGAAGGGAAGGGGAAGACGGCCACCCCGGAUAUCCACCACCCCGCUCGAGUCAGAUGACUUAGUUCUAAAUCUAAUGUUAUCUACUGUAUGUACACUCCCUAUACUGAAUGAUUGGAUCCCUUGAUAAAGAUGAGCAAAAAAGACACUCAAAUAUAAUACAAAUACUGUGCUAUACUGUAUGCAACAUUUAUUUUUACAAUAUUAUUUUUUACUAAUACUUUUGCUCAGACUAAGAGAUUUUAUUUAACAAGUAAUAAAAAAAAUCUCUAAAAGAUAGCGGUCAAAAUUAUUGUAUCCCGUUUUCCAUGCAGAAUCUUUCCAGGUCCUUGAUAUCCUUUGUCUGUGCUUAUGGACUACUCUCUUCAAUUCAAACCACAGGUUUUCAGAGGUUCAAUUCCGGAGACUGAGAUGGCCAUUGAAAAAUGCGUGCUUGUGGUUAUUGUCUUGCUGGAAGAUCCACUUGCAGCCAAGUUUCAGCCUCCUGGCAUAGGUAACCAGUUUUUUUGGGCUAAAAUGUCCUGGUACUUGGUAAAGUUCAUGAUGGUGUUGACCUUAACAAGGACUCCAGGACCAGUGGAUGCAAAAUGGCUCCAUAACAAAGAACCACCACCAUAUUUUACAGUAGAGAUGAGGUAUUUUCUGCAUAUGCAUUGUUCUUUUGAAAGUCAAACCCACUGCUGUUGUGCGUGGCCAAAGACCUCUAUUUUUGUGUCAGAUGACCAUAUAGCACCGGUUCCAAUCCAAGUGCCAAUGCCAUUUAGCUAAAUCCAGGAGGUGCUAUGGUCAGAUGACAUGAAAAUAGGUAUUUGGCCACACACACACGAAUGGUGGGUGUGGCCUUCUAAAGAACAAUGCAUAGGCUUAAAUUGCCUACGUGCAAUUAACAAUCUAAAUGUUUCUAGAAUACACCAUGGUGGUCGUGUUCUCUAAUAGGGCUUUGCUCUCUGAUAUUUUGCAGCUUAUCAAUUUCUGAUUCAUGCUUUACUUAUAGUAGCUAGAUUUUAAUGUAUUUUUCUGGGAUAGUCACCAUGUGACGUGUCCUGCAGUAAGAUGUUUUUAUUUUCUUGCCAUUUUGUAUAACCUUUCUUGCUGAACGCAAAUGAAUAGUAAAAAAAUAAAUGUAAAACAUCUUGUGUAUUAAA
Messenger RNA from Salmo salar (Atlantic salmon), 2817 nucleotides. It is a transcript of the gene spsb3b, whose product is annotated as splA/ryanodine receptor domain and SOCS box containing 3b. Lineage: Eukaryota; Metazoa; Chordata; Actinopteri; Salmoniformes; Salmonidae. Gene Ontology annotation, cellular component: SCF ubiquitin ligase complex. Gene Ontology annotation, biological process: proteasome-mediated ubiquitin-dependent protein catabolic process. The record is from RefSeq and is a predicted model, not a curated record. Gene Ontology annotation, molecular function: protein binding.